Scomber scombrus (Atlantic mackerel) is the source of this 2197-nucleotide messenger RNA. RefSeq names its product tyrosine-protein kinase receptor TYRO3-like. The transcript is spliced from 12 exons. Gene Ontology annotation, cellular component: signaling receptor complex. Gene Ontology annotation, molecular function: transmembrane receptor protein tyrosine kinase activity; protein binding; ATP binding. Bases 10 to 1899 code for a protein of 629 amino acids. Lineage: Eukaryota; Metazoa; Chordata; Actinopteri; Scombriformes; Scombridae. The record is from RefSeq and is a predicted model, not a curated record. Gene Ontology annotation, biological process: multicellular organism development; cell surface receptor protein tyrosine kinase signaling pathway; protein phosphorylation.
GCAUGUAGGAUGGGCUACUACAAACCUGCCAAUGAGAGUGGAGAAUGUCGGCUUUGCCCACCAAACAGCAGGACUCACAGGGAGGGAUCAGAGAAGUGUGACUGCGCGCAGGGUUUCAGCCGUCUGCCAACUGACCCCCAUGACCUCGGCUGCACUAAGCCGCCCUCAGCCCCUGUAAAUGCAACAGCACGUCACCACAAUGACUCCGUGCUCAUCGUAACGUGGGAUCCUCCUCAUGACCGAGGAGGCAGACAGGAAGUGACGUAUCGAGUCAAGUGCAAGGAGCAAGCAGAGGCUGGCGGUCAGUGGAAGUCCUGUGGAGAGCAUGUGGUUUUCCUGACCAACACAUCUGUCAGCAUCACGGGACUAAACCCACAGAGCGACUACAUGCUGUCAGUGGAAGCCUGGAAUGAUAUAUUAACCCUGCCGUUGCCGGGGGCGCCAACUCCAUCCACUGCCACUGUAACCAUUCAUAGAUGGAAAGUUCCUCCUGUGGUGAUCACUGUGACUCCAGAUUCACAAAUCUCAGAGAAUAUAACACCAGCCACUCAGCACCAGAGACGCUUCUCCAUGUGGGUGAUAAUCAGUGUUUUAUUUGGCAGCCUGUUGCUCAUGGCUAUAAUCCCCAUAGCUGUGUGUACUAUGCGCAGAAAGUACACUAAACUCAGGUCUGAGCAGGAAGUAGAGCUUUUGCCGAUGAACACUGGAAUCUCCUACCGACGUGAACAAGAGCCGGAGGUUACACCCCUGCAGGCUGAUAGCAUGGUCCAGUUGUUGGAGGGGAUCAGUAGCCGGCUGUUGGACAACCUGAAGGAAGUCCUGGUCGAGAGAACCCAGCUCACACUGGGCAAGGAGCUUGGCAAAGGAGAGUUUGGCUCAGUCUACGAAGGAAUCUUUACACCACAGGAAGGCACGGAUAUCAAGGUUGCUGUGAAGACCAUGAGAGUUGGAAUCCACAGCCAGCAGGACUUACAUGAGUUUUUGAGCGAGGCAGAUAUCAUGAAGAACUUUCAUCAUGAUAAUGUGGUCAGACUACUUGGGGUCACCUUACAAAGAGAGCAGGACUCUCCUCUGCCUGUUCCUCUGGUCAUCUUGCCAUACAUGAAACAUGGAGACCUGCGGCGCUUCCUCAUUGCUACACGCUAUGGUGAUAUUCCUAUGUUUGUGCCCCAUCAGAGUCUCCUGCGCUUCAUGAUCGACAUCACGGCAGGCAUGGACUACCUGAGCUCACAGGGUUUUCUGCACAGAGACUUGGCUGCGCGCAACUGCAUGCUAGGUGAUGACCUGAGGGUGUGUGUGGCUGACUUUGGCCUGUCAAAGAAAAUCUACAGCAACAAUUAUUAUCGUCAGAGAGUAGCAAUCCGUGUGCCUAUCAAGUGGAUGUCCAUGGAGAGCCUGUCUGAGUCCAUCUACACCACCAAGAGUGAUGUGUGGUCAUUCGGGGUGACAAUGUGGGAGAUUGUGUCCCGGGGCAAAAAUCCUUAUCCUGGAGUCCACAACCACGAGCUGCUUGACCUGCUGCUGUCAGGACACAGACUGAAAGCACCAAAUGACUGCGACCAGAAACUUUAUGAAGUGAUGCGGAGCUGCUGGGAUGAAGAGCCGACCCGGAGGCCUGGCUUCAGGGAACUGGGCGAGGCACUGAAAGGUCUUCUGUCUGAGCUGCCGGUCCUGGAGGCCAGCCAGGAGGCCAACUACAUCAACCAGGGCUUGGAGGUUGCUGCCGCCACUGCUGCUGCUGCUGCUGCUUGUCAAGACCCACAGACAGACUUUGGAGGAAGAGAGGGAAAUGUCUACUUGCCCACUCCUGUGGGGGCUGCUGCAGCCAGAGAGGAAGAUAUGGAAGAAGAGGAUGGCUACCUUAUGUGUGUUGCUGGCUCAUCAGUUAAAGUGGAUUAAAGUGGACUUAUGAAAUGUGUUUGUGAUAGAAUGAUAGAGAUGUUGUAUGUGUGUAAACCGCUCAGGGACAUUUUAAGGUUGGGAGGGGCAUCCAGGGGGGGGGCAGAGGUCAGUCAUAAAUCUGAUUGCCCACCAUAGAUGCCCCCUCUUAUUAAAUCUGCAAGUUGAUGAAGAACGAGAAACUGUCAGAAACUAAAACCGUUUGCACUUUUUAAAAGAAUGUUUGUAUAUCUGUUACUAUAAAAUAUAUAUUUCUAGAAAAGGUACAGAAGUGUAUGGUAGAUCAUUACUGUCAGGA